Carica papaya (papaya) is the source of this 1601-nucleotide messenger RNA. The record is from RefSeq and is a predicted model, not a curated record. NCBI's taxonomy places the organism in Eukaryota, Viridiplantae, Streptophyta, Magnoliopsida, Brassicales, Caricaceae.
UGCGUCGCCAGACCACCCCACUACUCUCCUCUGCAUGGGGAAGAGACCGCCGUUCGACGUGGAGGCGGGUCCCCAAAAGUCGCGACCGCCACGACCACCUCCGCCACCGUUGCCUCCGGCUCCGGAGCCCUGGAUGCCGUGGCUUGUCCCCCUCAUCUUCCUCGCUAAUCUCGUCGUCUUUGCUUAUUCAUUGUACAUAGACAAUUGUCCUUCUGUGCACGUACCUCACAAAUGCCUUCUCUACGAUUUUCUCGGCAGGUUUUCCUUCCAACCCUUCAAGGAAAAUCCUCUUUUUGGACCUUCAAUGUCUACGCUGAGAGAUCUAGGAGCACUUGACCAGGGACUUGUACAAUCAGGUCAAGCAUGGCGUCUUUUGUCUUGCAUUUGGCUCCAUGCCGGACUUAUUCAUUUGCUUGCAAAUAUGUUGAGCCUCCUAUUCAUCGGAAUCCGGCUUGAGCAAGAAUUCGGAUUUUUGAGAAUUGGACUUUUGUAUGUGAUUUCUGGCUUUGGUGGAAGUUUGAUGUCUUGUCUUAACCAAAAAAGGGAAAGAACAACCAUAUCAGUUGGAGCAUCUGGUGCACUAUUUGGUCUGCUAGGAGCUAUGCUAUCUGAGCUCAUCACAAACUGGACUAUCUACGAAAACAAGUGUGCAGCACUUACCACCCUUAUUUUGAUUAUCGGCCUAAAUUUGGCUGUUGGUUUCGUCCCACAUGUUGAUAAUUCGGCACAUAUUGGCGGAUUCCUCACAGGAUUUCUUCUUGGAUUUGUCCUUCUAGUCCGUCCUCAAUAUGGGUAUGUAAGCCGCAAGCAGAUUCCCGCUGGGUAUGAAGUCAAGCGCAAGAAAUCCAAGUACAAGUGUUAUCAGCACAUAUUGUGUGUUACCGCUCUCGUAAUCUUAAUUAUAGGGUACUAUUCUUGCUCUUUUACCACCUGCAAAAACUUCGUGGUAAUACUAAUUCUUACAAGUUUACCCAACUUCUGCAAUUUGGCAGGUUUGCACUUGGAUUACAGCGCGCACUCCAUUCCCAUGAAACUGUAAAAAUUGUAUCAUACUUUUAAAGAACUUCAAUUAGAAGACUGUUCAUAUCCGUUUGACUGCCCUCAUCUUCAUGAAAAGUAAGGGUAACACCAGAUCAUCAUAAUCCAUAGUAUGCAUCUCAUUAUACUUAUAUCUAAUCAGUUAUAUGUGCUAAUUCGAUAUGGAUGCAGGUUUUUAAUUUUGCAAAUAACUAGAUGCUAGAUGUAAGCUAAUGGAUAUAUUCUUUAUUUCAGAAAUUUUUCUGGUCUAUUCUCCCUUCCAAGUCAUGUAACUGCUGCUCUAGUGCGGGAAUACAGAAACAGAAACCUGAAUGGCAAAAGCAUCUAUAGACAGGAAUAUGUUUUAACUUGCUAAGAUUAAUAUUUAUCCUCUAGUAGCACUAUCUAAAGAAACAUAGAAAACGGUGUUAAACUACAGCUGUUAUUUUAUUUAAACUUCUCCUCCCAUCUUUUACAAAAGGCAAGAGUUGUAAAGUUGCAUCAUCACAGGAUUGUUUGCAGAAGAUACGGAAAUUGAUUUGUGUUUGCUCUGUUUUAUAUGUAUUACAGCAUACUUCUGUCAA